Sciurus carolinensis (gray squirrel) is the source of this 3942-nucleotide messenger RNA. RefSeq names its product uridine-cytidine kinase 2 (gene Uck2). Bases 141 to 926 code for a protein of 261 amino acids. Gene Ontology annotation, molecular function: kinase activity; ATP binding. NCBI's taxonomy places the organism in Eukaryota, Metazoa, Chordata, Mammalia, Rodentia, Sciuridae. Gene Ontology annotation, cellular component: cytosol; cytoplasm. The record is from RefSeq and is a predicted model, not a curated record. The transcript is spliced from 7 exons.
GCCCGAUUGGAGCAGCGGCAUCACGCUGACCCGGGCCCGGGAUGUAGACGCCGCCGCCGCUGCAGGCAGAGGGAGGCGCGCGGCCGCUCCGGGAAGAGCCCACCGCGCUUCAGGCGAGUGGCGGCUCCUCGGCGCGAGCCAUGGCCGGGGACAGCGAGCAGACCCUGCAGAGCCACCAGCAGCCCAGCGGCGGCGAGCCCUUCCUGAUCGGCGUCAGCGGCGGCACGGCCAGCGGCAAGUCUUCGGUUUGUGCCAAGAUCGUGCAACUCCUGGGGCAGAACGAGGUGGACUACCGCCAGAAGCAGGUGGUCAUCCUGAGCCAGGACAGCUUCUACCGUGUCCUCACCUCGGACCAGAAGGCCAAAGCCCUGAAGGGCCAGUUCAAUUUUGAUCACCCGGAUGCCUUUGACAAUGAACUCAUCUUCAAGACUCUCAAAGAAAUCACCGAAGGGAAGACGGUUCAGAUCCCCGUGUACGACUUCGUCUCCCAUUCUCGGAAAGAGGAGACGGUCACAGUCUAUCCUGCAGACGUGGUGCUUUUCGAAGGGAUCCUGGCCUUCUAUUCCCAGGAGGUCCGAGACCUGUUCCAGAUGAAGCUUUUUGUGGAUACAGAUGCGGACACACGGCUUUCCCGAAGAGUUCUGAGGGACAUCAGCGAGAGAGGGAGGGACCUUGAGCAGAUUUUGUCUCAGUACAUUACAUUCGUCAAGCCUGCCUUUGAGGAAUUCUGCUUGCCAACAAAGAAGUAUGCCGAUGUGAUAAUUCCUAGAGGUGCAGACAAUCUCGUGGCCAUCAACCUCAUCGUGCAGCACAUCCAGGACAUCCUCAACGGAGGGCUCUCCAAGCGACAGACCAACGGCUGCCUUAAUGGCUACACCCCGUCACGCAAGAGGCAGCCAUCGGAGUCCAGCAGCCGGCCACACUGACCCUGGAUCUUCAGGCCCCCCGGUCUCCGGCAGCGUCAUCUGCUCGCCGCUUCCUCUGACGUUACUGUAUUUAAGAAAACACCAUGGAGAUGAAAUGCCUCUGAUUUUUUUCUUUUUCCUUUUCGUACUUCGGAACGGCGAAAUCACAGAACUUGACCUGAGCUUAAGCAACAAACCGUGCCAACGUCUCCUGGUGAUGCCUGAUUAUGAAUCCAACGUGUAACCAGUUAUAAAUACAUAACGUAUAUAUAGAUAUAUAUAUAUAAAAGGAUCUAUUUUUGUGUAAAUGUACAAAUACUGUACAGCUCUUUGCCGUAAGUAUUUUGCAGGGGCCUGUGCCUGUGUAUUUGGGGCUGGAUCUGGGGCUGUGCUGUGGGGAGUUGGCCAGCUGAUGCCGCUUUGCUCCUGGAGUGGGUUAGAAGCCCGAUUGCCUCCCUGCGAGGUGCCCCCUCCUUGGAGCUGAAGCUUAGAGGCUUGAUGGGAGGUGCUUUUGUCUUGAGUUGAAUUAGGUAAGGUCUCACUCAGAAUCGAACUCAGGGAAGGGGACAGGUGUGCAGGUGUUCUGGCCCCACUCCCGCCUCUGGCUGCUAGCCGGCUUCCUCACUCCCUGCUGCCCAGCCUCUCUAGGAAGCCCAAGCAGCAGGGUUGGGGGUCACUUCCGAGUGACGAGUCGGGAGGGAGGGAGCGCAGCCGCGUCUCCACCCCGAGUCUUUGAGGAAGUGCUUGUCCUCAGGUCACGGUGUCCUGGGCAUUUCUGUCUACGGGACGUGGUGCAGCUGAGCUCUCCAGGCUGUGGGGGUGAGCUGCCCACACCAGGGGCUGAGCUUUGGUUGGUCAUGACUGGAGAUGUGCAGCACGACGUGGGUCGCGUGCCCUCGGUCAGGCAACCUGGCCAGCCAUGGCAGGGCAGGAGGGUGGACUGCCCCAGAGGACUGCAGAGAGGUGUUUAAGGGGCUGUGUAAAUCAUGGGCACCUGAGCUGCAGUCCCAGGCGGGAAGCGCGGGCCGUGAUCCGGCUGUCCCGAGCACCUCCCCUUGGAGGAAGUUGGGACUCUGGCACUCUGACCGGAGGGUGGAGGGGCUGGGGCCCGGCGAGAUGAGGCGGGUGUGAGCAUGGAGUCCUGUGCCCCCACGUCCACCUGCAGAAGAGCCAGGGCGCGCGGUGUGGCGGCCGCCCUCCCGGUGCUUGGCAGGCCACGCCCUUAGUCCCCCGCGUGGCCAGAGCCUUCUCCCUCUGCCUCAGCCUCGAGCCCUUCAGGCAAACUGCCUCCGUUACGCCCACGUCACUCCUUCCCCUCUCCGGCUCAGCUUGCACUCAGUUCAUUCUCCUGUCUGUCCGCUGUCUGCUGCCCCGAGAGGCCCAUGAGGCUGUGCAGCAGGCAGGAGCUUGGGGACGGCAGCCCCAGCGGCACGAGGGCCUCCCGCGGGUGCCCUUCCAGGCGGGUCCUCAGUGAGAGGCUGCACCGGAGGGUGCUCCAGGGCCAGGCCCGCCCCUUCCUGGUUGGGUGGCAGGCUGGGUGAGCACCCCCGGACCUGGCCCCUGGUCUUGCUGGCCUGCCUGGGCUCGGGUGGAACUGUCCUGCAGGGAGCCAGCACCCAGGGCGCUGAUGUUACUUGAAGCUCCCAGGUGCCAAACCAUUUAGUGCCUUGGCCGCGUUCCCCGCUGCCCUGGGGGUUCUCCUCCCCUCGGGCCUCACCUACUGAGCCGCUUCCUCAUUUACCUGUGGUGUUGGGACCAACCUCCAGGGUCUCUGAGCCACCCACUUCCAGCCUGGACGCAGUCGAGGGCUGCCCCUGCCCCCUUGUGAGAGGAUCACAAGUCCUCAUGGCUUGGCUGGGGGCCCUGGGCAGUGCUUGCUGGUGUCUGGGACCUGCUGCCUAGGGCAGGGAGGAGAUGGGAAGGGUCCACCCCUCUGUGGCCACCCAGCAUCUAUCCUGCUGUGUGUCUGAACUUAAGCUUCCUUGUAAGACAACCCAGGUCUGGAUUUUUGAGUCUCUGGCUCUUGUUGCAGCUGGGAGUCGGGAGGAGAGUCAUCAGACCAUUAGCCGUGGGUCUGUCCCCUGAGCACCCUGAGCGGUGGUGGAAGAGGCAUGGGUGAGCAAAGCAGGGAGGCCUUCCCAGGUGUGCCUGGGGCCCUCUGGGCUUCUGAGGGCCUGGCCAGCCCCGCUCUCUGCGCAGGUGGUGUCCAUGGAUGGAGGGAGUGUCCAGGAGAGACACCCGGGCCUGUGCCGGAAGGGCAGCCUCACAACCAGCCAGCACAGCUCCCCUGAGCCAUGGUCUUCACUGGGCAGCUGGAGGCUGGUGCGGGAAGGACAGGGCUCUGAGGAGGGUGUGCCAGUGUGGCUCAGGUGUCCUUUGGUUUGGAGCAGGAAGAGUAGACCCUGAGAGCGGCCGUGGGUCAUCUGGCGGGCUCUACGCAGACAGGCCAGGGAGAGGCAGGGGAGUCCCUGGUUUGCUGUCCCCAGGGCUCGGAUUAGGCCUUGGCCACAUAGCCAUCAUGGGGGGCUUGGCUCCUGCCUGUCCCGGGCUUGGAACUGAUGCCGUCGCCCUGCCCGGGGUGCUGCCAGUCUCACCAGGGCCUGGGUCAGCUGGAGCAGCUGGGAAGCAGGGGACCUGGGGACUGGCCUUGGCUGCACCAGCGCUCAGGACAGACCGUGCAGGGAGCUCUCUCCCCUGCCCCGGAGUCUCCCAGGGGCCCUUCUGAGGUCCCGUGCCCAGGAAGGGGCUGGCUGGGCAAGGCUAGGGUCACACUUGUCUCAGAGCGGAGUGGGCACACGUUCUUGGCAUCCAAACAGGAGCAGAGCCUGGGAAAGGGUUGUUCGAGGAGCCCUGGAGCUCAGAGCCCUUCAGGCCUCUGUCCCUGGGUGCCUCCCUGCUCCGGGUGUGGCGGCUGGGUCAUGGCCAGUGAGUGGCUCAGAGACUCCACCUUCCUCCCUUGGAGAUGCUUGCUCUCCUCCCUUACUGUUGGUGGCUACAGAAAACAUGUACUUUGCUGUAAAUAAAGACUGAAUGAAAA